Penicillium egyptiacum is the source of this 2883-nucleotide messenger RNA. Lineage: Eukaryota; Fungi; Ascomycota; Eurotiomycetes; Eurotiales; Aspergillaceae. The record is from the annotation of a GenBank genome assembly.
AUGACAGAUACCUCCUCCCUCGCCAUCACGCACGCCACAACGGAUUCCUAUCCGGUCCACGCCCAUCGCGGGUCCCCUGCCGCCGUUGACGGCGCCGCCUCUGACUCCGGCGCACCCGAUGAAGAACCUUACACCAUCAGAUGCAUUUGCUCGUUCGAUGAAGAUGAUGGCAACACGGUUUUCUGCGAAGGGUGUGAGACCUGGCAGCACAUUCUCUGUUACUACCCAGACAAGAAAGUACCAGAUGUGCACAACUGUGUCGAGUGCGAGCCGAGGCCCCUUGACAACCGUCGUGCCCAUGAACGACAACGGCAGCGGCGGAUCCGAGAGAAAAGCGAGGAUGGUGACCGGAAAUCAAGACGAUCUGGCCCCAAAACACAAAAGAGAAAGUCAAAUGAUGCCGAUGUGAAUGCCUUCGGUCACAGACGACAUGAUUCGGGUUCCCAUGAGCAGCCACCCUCCAAGAAAGCAAAGGUGUCUCGCCCAUCGACUUCAUUAAGUGGUAUUUCGGUUCCCCCGGGUCUGUCGGCUGAAUCGCGAAACCGUCGAUCGUCCACCUCGGUUGCGAUGAGCCCAACAAGCCUCCCUGGCCCUCCUAUCCCUCAUUAUUCCGACGAAUUUCUCUCUCUUUACGACCACGAUGAUCAAUUUGUUGAAUCGAAGAGUAUUCUCAAUUACGGCGUGGAUUUUGUCAAUGAAAUUGUUGCAUGGCUGAAGGACCCACAGAUCUUGGCGCGAGUUACCGAUGGACUCAGUGUUGAAGACUUCGCCAAACGGUCUGAAGAGGCCAUGGAUCGGUCUCGCUGGCCCUCGUUGGCAACCGAAACCAUCACGGACUCGACAAUUGAGAUCGGCGGUAAGCACCCAGUCCACAAGAUCUUGAAAACACAGGAUCCGGUACGAAGGGACGACGUUGUCGGUGAAAUAUUUGGCAAAUUAGGCCACGUCAAGGACUACAAAAAGCUCGACAGCAACCGAUGGGAUGAAUUGGGGCACGCCAUGCCUUUCGUGUUCUUCAACCGGCAGCUAGACUUGUACAUCGACAGUCGGCAGGAAGGAAACGAGCUCCGUCACGUCAGGCGGUCAUGUGAGGCCAACGUUAACCUGAAAAUCUACAUCACCAAUGGCCGGCAGUACCAUUUUUGUUUCGUUGCUAAAAGAGACAUUCCUGCAAACUCGGAAAUUACCACAAUGUGGUAUUUCGAUGACUCUUUCUUUCCUUCCGACGCGACAGUGAAGGAGGAGUUUAAGGACAGAGUGGUAGAUCCGAAGGACGCCGCUAUUUGCAUCAGCACCACGUUGGCGAACUUCGGUGGUUGUGCUUGUGGAAACCCCCAAGCUUGCGUACUGAACAAGCUUGAUCGACGCGCCAAGCCCCCUGCCAACAAACGCGCCAAGUCGAAGGUGAAGGGCAAGGGCAGGAAGCCAAAGUCCCUUGGUACUCACGAUAUCGGUCGCGCCGGCAGCGACACCACUAAACAUCUUGACGAGCACGAACCCGCAGCCGACACCCGAUCGAAUUCUGGUUCCGCGCGUGGUAGACAUACUGGCAGUCGCGAUCUCAGCCCCAUGGAUUCGCAGCUAACACUGCCAGAGCUCUCCAGUCGCGAAAGACGCAAGAUAGCUGAUGCCGAAAAGCAGUUCCAACAGCUAGAACAGCACAGAGCCGUCAAUCCCAAAAGGAAAAAGCGUUCUAGUGGCCGUCCGGCACGGUCCACCCUUGCAACAGUCUCAAGCUCAACCCAAACUGGUGACAACUUCAAGCCGUAUCACGAGCCUGGGCCGUCUCGAUCCUCUGACAUGACAGGACAGUCGUCUCGGCGUCAAGUUUCUUAUGUCGACUCUCAAACCGAGCUUUACGCCGACGAUGUUGAGCGCUCGUUCUUGCGCGCAGAACGUCUGAGGCGAGGAUACAAACUCGACAUGAUCCAUCCAACACUUAUGCUUAAGAUUCGGUGGUGUGCGGGACACCACGUCGCAGAGGACUGGGCUCAGCGAAAUGCAUGGGAGGCCGGCGACUUGAGUGUCGUGCCAUCUGGAAUUCUCCCCUGGUGGUAUGGUUGGUUUCCGCUCCCAAUCGACGACAGGUCUCAUAUCGAGUUGCUCAAGGAAGACUCAGACAGAAUGGGAAUACCUGCUGAUCACGGCCCCCUUGCGAUGCCCCCUCGGUGGUCUUUCCACCAAUCCAAGUAUCCCCAGCCUGAAUACAAGUACCAUGGCAUUGCGAUCCGAGGAAUGCAUUAUGACCUUCCAGCGCGACCUAGCCAAGGUGAUGUUGAUACUCGGGUCGCCGUCUCGUACAAACUGGAAUCCUCGGCAUCUGGGUCUAGCAGUGAUUUGCUCAAGCCGGCAGUUCCGCCUUAUUGGCCAUCCACUGCAGCACAUAUCUUCAGGAUUCCUGGGGCGGGCAAUAGUGGCAAUCUACAUGUUUCCAUGCCACCACCAAGGGCCUCCAAUAUCCCGUCAGCGCUUAGUCCUGGUUCUCUGUCGACAGGGAGUCUCGCAUCGCCUAGUUCUCAUGACACAGCUUCCCCAAUAUCUCUCAUGCCGUCUUCUGGUUCUGCGCUCGCACCCACACCCGCCAAGAAGAAACUCAGCCUUGGUGAUUAUCUGAUUCGACGUGGCACGAUGGCGACCACCCCAACUUCAGAAUCAACUCCUGCCCCAUCUCCUGCUCCUCCUCCCCCUCCUCCGCCUACUGGCGAUUCUCGUCUACGUACCCAACAUUUUCUGGCUAUCACGACGGUGUUUGGUGAUAAUCAUGAACCUUCCCGCAAGACCGAACCCGGAGUUGACAAGGACGAGCCCUCUGACUCUCCGGAUAUCUCUAUGGAGGAUGCACCGGAGGCAACACCCACCAAAAACCCGUCUAUCUCUUCGUAA